Molecule: messenger RNA, 222 nt
Organism: Neurospora tetraspora
Lineage: Eukaryota; Fungi; Ascomycota; Sordariomycetes; Sordariales; Sordariaceae
Exons: 2
Coding region: 1-222 (73 amino acids)
Source: RefSeq, a predicted model, not a curated record
AUGGCCGUCAUGGGAUCCUCCACCACCCGCUGCCCCGUCGCCUACGGCCGCUCUGGCUACAACAAGGACGGUGACGAUGAGGAGCAAGACAAGAACCUCAUCAACUUUGGACGUUCCGGCUACAACAAGGACGGCGAUGACGACGAGGAGAACAAGUUCCGCAACUUUGGCCGCUCUGGUUACAACAAGGGCGACGAUGGUGAUGAUGAGCAGCAGAAGUAA